Nicotiana attenuata is the source of this 508-nucleotide messenger RNA. RefSeq lists its product as uncharacterized. The transcript has 3 exons. Gene Ontology annotation, biological process: DNA repair; telomere maintenance. The record is from RefSeq and is a predicted model, not a curated record. Lineage: Eukaryota; Viridiplantae; Streptophyta; Magnoliopsida; Solanales; Solanaceae. Gene Ontology annotation, molecular function: DNA helicase activity. The annotation marks the transcript as partial.
AUGGAAACAAAUGUACUUUUUGGUGAAAAAGUUAUUGUAUUUGGAGGAGAUUUUAGACAAACUCUUCCUGUAAUUCAGAGUGGACAAAAAGAAGACUUCAUUCGGGAAAAGAAUAUGCGUGCGAAAACUGAUCCCUCUUUCUGUGAAUAUUUGAUGCGAAUUGGAAAUGGAACAGAAAAGACAAGCUUGGAUGACAAAAUAGAAAUUCCGAGAUCUUUCAUUGUUCCUUAUAUUACUGAAAAAGAAUCACUUAUAUCUCUAUUUCCUGAAGAUGCUAAGACAUUUGUUGCCGCUGAUGAAACUGUUGAACCGAAUGAUCAGAGCCAAUUUGAAGAUUUUUUAUAUUCAUUGAACCUUGCUGGUUUGCCUCCUUACAAAUUAAUCUUGAAGGAAAAUUGUCCUGUUAUGUUGCUACGAAAUUUAAAUCCUUGUGAAGCUUUAUGCAACGGUACACGACUGAUAUGCUGUGAUUUUAAGACUCGUGUUAUAAGCGCUAAAAUUGCGACCG